AGGCAGCAAUGAGGGGCAACGAGCAGCAGCACACCCCGACAGAGGCAGCAAUGAGGGGCAAGGAGGAGCAACAGCGGCAACGGCAACAGCAACAGCUCUCCUUGGGCCUUUCAGGUCCCCCAGGUGCCACAGGAUCAAUACAACAGGACCAGAAUUUUGAUCUGAACGUGUUGAAUGAAUUUAUCUUGAAAGAUCUUGAAGAAGGGCAAAGCGGGAAUUCCGUGUCUUGUGAUUUCAACAAUCCCCACAUCGGAGAGAUCAGGAACCAACUCAUGAACUACAUCCCAGGAUGGGCAACCUCGCCAGUGGAGCUGGUGCCAAUGGACACGGGCUCCCCUCAGCUGGUCAGCCGGGGCACGGGCUCCCCUCAGCUGGUCAGCCGGGGCACGGGCUCCCCUCAGCUGGUCAGCCGGGGCACAGGCUCCCCUCAGCUGGUCAGCCGGGGCACAGGCUCCCCUCAGCUGGUCAGCCGGGGCACGGGCUCCCCUCAGCUGGCCAGGAAGGAUGAUCGGACGCAGGAGGCGAAGAGGAAGAUGGCGUACCGAGUGGGCAGACGGCUGGACUCGCCCUCACCCCGUGCGAGCUCCAGGCCCUUUCCCCACUCACUGCCCAGCGUUUUUGUGAAGGAGGAGAUGCCGAAGCUGGUGAUCGUGGAGCAGCCCAAGCAGCGGGGGAUGAGGUUUCGCUAUGAGUGUGAGGGCCGUUCAGCGGGAAGUAUCCCUGGAGAGAACACGACGGAGCAAACCAAGACCCUGCCCACCAUCCAGAUCCAGAAUUGGCAAGGCGAGGUCAAAGUGAUCAUUUCCUUGGUGACCAAAGAUGAACCGUACAAGCCUCACCCCCACAGCCUGGUGGGGAAAGAUUGUCAAAAUGGCAUCUGUGAAGUAACUGUCAGUCCCAAGUGCAACAUGAAAGCCAGUUUUGCUAAUCUGGGCAUUCAGUGCAUGAAAAAGAAAGAGAUCGGGAAGGCCCUGGAACACCGGCUGAAACUCGGGAUCGAUCCUUUCAAUGUCGGUGACUCUGCGAGGUGUUCAGAAGAUGUCGACAUGAAUGUGGUUCGGCUGUGCUUCCAGGCCUUUAUCCAAGAGACGAAUUUGGCCCUGGCCCCCGUCCUAUCGGAUCCAAUCUAUGACAAAAAGGCGACGAACACCUCGGAGCUGCGUAUCUGUCGCUUGAACAAAGACAACGGGGUUUGCACAGGAGGGGAGGAGCUGUUUCUCCUGUGUGACAAGGUGCAGAAAGAGGACAUCGCGGUUGUCUUCUCGAGAGGCAGCUGGGAGGCGAAGGGGGUCUUCUCUCAGACUGAUGUUCACCGGCAGAUUGCCAUCGUGUUCAAAACACCGCCAUACUGCGACAUCGAUAUCCAGGAGCCCGUCACGGUGAAGCUGCAGCUGUACCGCCCGUCAGACAAGGAAUACAGCGAGUCAUUCGAGUUCCGUUACCUCCCAAAACUAAACGACGCCUACGGAGUUCGGAGUAAAUGCUCGAGAAAGAUCAAGUUCCCUUCAAUCAACACCUUAAUGGGUUCCAGUAUAGCUUCAGCAGAACCAGUAACACGUUUGAAGAAUCAAGCUUCCAGUUUUACUCAGCCAGAUCCAUCAGCUGUGCAGAUAAAACAGACCAUCAAGAAUCAAGAUUUCCAAUAUCCGGCUAACAUCGACGUUGGUUAUAAUUUUCAACACGAGGACGAUCAGCUCUAUUUGAAUCCGGUGACCAAGCCCUGGAACUGCUAUACACAGGAGGAAUAUGCAGCCGCCGCUCCCUACACUGACAAUGCGCUGGGGGAUAUGCAGGCUGACGCGUACAGUCAAUGUUACAUGAAAGACGAGCCUUUGGACACUGCCGGCUACGGGUUUUACAGCCAGUUGGAGGAGCUGCAGAAAUGCCAGGAGCCCAAUGGCGCCAGCGGCUCCUUCGACGCCAACUACAACACUCUGACACCUAUCGGAGACCUCCCUAUGGCUCAGGCGGACAGAGACCUCGACAGCUACGUUCUGACCAUGGAAUUUGGCAACGGCAGCGAGGAACUCUCCACCAUCUUGGGCAGCAGUAUUGCCAUGCCUAGCGAGCAGCCAGGACCCAAGGGCUGAGUGGUGACUUGCUCGCUGACGGAGAGAAUACCGUCUGGGGGGUGGUGGUUGAAGGAGAGGUGGCGAUGGGGAUGGCAGAAAUGGUGGGGUGGGAGGGGGUGUGCUGGUGUUGUUAUCAGGAAAGGGGUGGGCUGCGAGGACAGCGCGCUGUACCAUUCCCUCCCCUCCCCCAUCCAUCCCCAACCUCUUAAGGUGCAGCCACAUCUUCACAUGAUUUGCCCUCCACACUUUUCCGGUCUCGCCCCUUAACAGGGUGACUGCUUCCCAAGUCCUGCUGAUUAUUGAGCCUACCCUACCCUCUAGGGCUGAUCCCAUGCCAAAGAUGUGAGAUGGGGUGAGGGGAGGUGUUCAAGAAAUUCCCCCCCGACCUUCCUUUAUAUUCAGUUGUUAGCCCACAGCCACCAUACCCUCGCCUUGGGUCACAGAUACACUCGGAAGCCAGUUGAAGAGGCAAGGAUGCGGUGAAGGGAACAGGCUGUUCCAAGGAUGAUAUCCUUGUAAUCAGAGCUCUGGGCUCCCGGUCAUCCUGGCAUUGAUGUGACUCCUAGUUCAAAGUUUGUUGAAUGAUGGAAUCCCUACAGUGUGGGAGCAAGCCACACCCACCCUCCAAACAGCCUCAUCUCCAGACUACCCCCCACCCCCCGACCCGUAACCCCAUGGCUGACCCAUCCAGCCGGGCCAUCCCUAUGGGGUAAUUUAGCAUGGCCAAUCCACCUUAACCUGCACACCUUUGGGACCGUGUGGGAGGAAACCCACGCAGACACGGGGAGAAUGUGCAAACUCCACACAGACACCCGAGGGUGGGAUCGGACCCUGACUCCCUGGCGCUGUGAGGCAGCAGGGUUAACCAUUGAACCACUGUGCCCUCUGCGCUGAAGGGGAGGAGAAGGCAGAGAUGUGUCUCUGUGAAGUGCAAGUCUUGACAUUCCAGGGUAAACAGCAGGCAGUACACACCCCGCUUGACUGGGGAAGGAGAGGAGAUGGUGCCAGGCUAUCGGGUACAAGGCUGACAUAGCACUUCCCAUCCUGCAUACCUUUCCAUAAUCCUCACCCUCUGCCAAAAUGAGGUGAAUUGUGAACAGGUUAAAUGAAUGUGGAGCUUGAAAAUGCCUUGUACUUAAGAUGCCCACUUUGUUCAUUGAUGGCGGAAUUUUAGAUCCUAGCUUUGGGAUCCUUUUACUCACUGCUAAAUUUUUAGAACAAAAAAGAUCCAUUUCUUACUUUUAUAAUGAAAGUUAAGAAACACCUGAUAUUUGUGAAGUGCUUAAUUAACUUUUUUUUUAAAAAGAAUGUCUGUCUGUCUCUCUCUCCAUUUAAGGAUUGUUACUUCCAACUGAUUGUGUGGUCUCAAGAAUUGUCCCCAUUUCUGUUCACAAUUUUUCGUGACAGAUUGAAAGACCCCAGCAUUUCCUCUGGGGCUGAGUGCUUUUGUCUAUGAUUGUAAAACGGAGAGCCUGUUUGUGGGUGGAAAGUUCCGGAAGGUGGCCAACGCUGCUUAUUGAGGUCUCGGACCAGCCAACCUCUCCAUCCUUUCCAUUUUGCUCGAAGGAACUGACGUACCCUUUUCAAAACCUGAACUCUUCAAAGCCAUCCUGCUCUCAACUUCCUUUUAUAUUUCAUCCUCUGUGUCCGACCUGUUCCCCUCUCUCAGAAGAUCCUGCAUGCACUCUGAAAGCCGUCUCUCCAUUAACUUGGGUUUGUCCAAAUUAUCAUAUUACUUGUACAAGUUCUCUUCACCCCCGACCACUGAUCAUAAGCAGUUCCCGGGUCACAUCGUGCCUGGAUUUUAAAAUCCUUGUCAUGGGUUUUCUAAACCCUCUGUGCCCUCAUCUAUCCUCGACUUCUCCUCCAGCUCUGGCUUUUCUGCACUCCUGUUUUAACCUCUGGAGCAUGCCUAAUUUAAUCCCUUCACCAUUGAUGGCCAUACCUUCAGAUACUUGGAUUUCCUCUCUGUCUCUACCUCUUCUAUAGCCAAGCCUUUUGGUAAUUUUCCCUAAUGUUUUCGUGGCUUACUAUUCAAUUUUGCUUUGUCUUCCUGUACGGGUCAUUUUAUAAUAGCAUUGGCACAAUUGUAAAUAAAACUUGGUCAGCGACAAGAGAAGUUAGUGCCCAGUGCAGAUACAAGCAAAUAAUGGAAUAUGCUCUGUUGGUUUCUUGAUCAUAGCACUACCUUAAAAGGUUUUUGUAAGAUUUUCUUUGGUUACUGGGCAGAAGGUAACUCUUUGUCUUGCCCCAAUGUCUGCUUCUACACCCUCCCUUUUUGCGGGAGACACAGUGGUGACUGUUACCGGCCUAAAUAUUUAGGCUCAUGGGGUCAAGGCGUCAAACCCCAUCAAUUGUUGUGACAGCCUAACUGGUUCCCCAAUAUCCUUUAGGAAAGGAAAUCUGUGUUUUUUACCCAGCCUGGCCUACGUGUGACUCUGACCUGCUCUCGAAGUGGCUUGGCAAGGCAUUCAGUCUGUUGAGGACCAGCAGCUAAUCCUGGCCUUGCCAGAGAUGCCCCUGAUCCAUGAAGGAAUUUUAUGCUGACUGAACACUGCUCGCCUAUGAGAUUGACUCACUGACAGGUGCUUGACCUUUAUCAGUGCAAUACAUGCAAAGUGAAUCAUGGCUGAGGAACAAGUUGUAAUUAACCUUCCAGUCAAAGUGACUUCUAUGGGGUUUGUAUCUUAAGGCAGGCAAGCUGUGUGGCGCAGUGGUAGUGUUCCUACCUCCUGGGCUAGGGGACCCGGGUUCAAGUCCCACCUGCUCCAGGGGGAUGUAUUAUCGUCAGAACUGUUGAUUACAAUAGUCUACAGUUAAAGACAGUAAACGUUACACAAAAGAUAGGUGGACAGUGUGUGAUAAUAGAAUAAUGCCAAGGUUGAUUUCAAAUUGAACUGAAUGCUGCUUUAUCCAAGCAAAGACUGAUCAAUACUGUGGAAGGAUGUCCAGUGAGAGUAGACUUAAGGCAGUGAGAUGAGCUACAUGGUGUUGUUUGACUAUGAGAUGGAAGCUGUAAGCUCCAACAGGCUGUAGGUGCCCUGUGUAUGAGUGAUGGCGACUGUUUCAUCUGUGUUAUUCCUGUAGAGAGUCCUGGGGUGUCUUAACAGAGGCCGCAGUAAUGUUAGUCAAGCGUGUAGGUUUGCCAAUUAGGAUUGAAUCUACUUCAACGCUCCCUCCUCCACCACCACCCAACUCACCCAAACUCUCCAAUCUUUAAUCAGCCAGUACAGCUGUCUUUGUGAAACACUGGGCCAAUGAAAAAGCAAAAAAGACUCACUCUAGCCAAUGGACUGCGAGCCAAACAGCCUUUUGAUUUCGCAGAUAGCAAGAACUGCAGAUGCUGGAGGAACACAGCAGGCCAAAAGAAUUCUGAAGAAGGGUCCCGACCCAAAACAUCAGCUUUCCUGCCUCUUCUGAUGCUGCCUGGCCUGCUGUGUUCCUCCAGCUCCAUGCUGUGUUAUCUUAGCCUUUUGAUUUCACCAUUUUCAUAUCCGGUAAUGAGUGAGUUUUGGUUUAUUUAAAUGUAAGAAUGGGGGUGGGGGGUAGGGCAAUUAGGAAUGACAGAGGAGGAUUAUCUUUGCUGAAUAUUUGGAGAGCCACGGGGGUUCAGACAUUGAUCUCUAUCCUGGAUAUGCUCAAUGGAUAUUAAAAGCAGCAAGGGAUGGGGGAUAAUGCGGGAAAAUGAUAUUGAAGCUGAAGAUUAGACCCAUUUUAAGUCGAAACACACAGCAGGUUUGAGGGGCCGAAUGGCCUACCUGAGCUUCUGUUUCCUACAUUCCUACAAAUUGAUCCUGGGAUUUUCCCAUUGUACGUGGUCACAGCUGACAAGUGCCAUUGAGCGUUGGUUUUAAAUGUCUGUCGAAGGGAGGGAAGGAGAGAGAAAAAUUGGAAAUUGUUGUAACAGAUGCUGCAGUGAGCCUGGAUUACAAAGGUGAAAUUCUGUGUAUAUGGUGUAUGUAAUGUAAAUAAAUAAUUAACUUAAUUACAAUCGGGAGUUUCCAAACUGUAAUUCCAGUGGUAAAACAGGUGUCAGUUAAUUUCCCUUGGCUGCUUGCAGCGAGAAUGUAAAC
Molecule: messenger RNA, 6145 nt
Organism: Stegostoma tigrinum
Lineage: Eukaryota; Metazoa; Chordata; Chondrichthyes; Orectolobiformes; Stegostomatidae
Product: transcription factor RelB homolog
Exons: 12
Coding region: 9-2090 (693 amino acids)
Biological process (GO): regulation of transcription by RNA polymerase II; canonical NF-kappaB signal transduction; cellular response to stress
Cellular component (GO): cytoplasm
Molecular function (GO): DNA-binding transcription factor activity, RNA polymerase II-specific; RNA polymerase II cis-regulatory region sequence-specific DNA binding
Source: RefSeq, a predicted model, not a curated record